CACACUGAUCACGUGAUGUGGUAAAAGGCCAAUCACAGCGGCCUUUUACCACCUGAUCAGCGGUGUCCAAUGACACGCUGAUCAGAGGGAAAUGCAAGUGCCGGUUCUCGGCUGCACUUUCCUCACGCUGGCACUGAUGAUCAGUGCCCUGAUGAUCGGUGCCCAGCAGUGCCACCCGCAAGUUCCGCCCACCUGUGCCCAGCAGUGCGCCCACUAGCUCCGCCCACCUCUGCCCAGCAGAUCACCCACCUGUGCCCAGCAAUGCACCCACCUGUGCCCAGCAGUGCACCCACCUGUGCC
Molecule: messenger RNA, 300 nt
Organism: Staurois parvus
Lineage: Eukaryota; Metazoa; Chordata; Amphibia; Anura; Ranidae
Source: the annotation of a GenBank genome assembly